GCUGAAGUCAGGGGUAGUGUCAGCACCUCCUCAGCACUCCCCCCUCUGCCGUCUGACCCCCGUGAUCUGCCUCCCCCUGUGGUUCCCCUGUGUUCUAAUGUCCCAGGAUAUGAACUUGAUCUUGAUGUGGAAAUUUGUUGAGGGGUGAUUUCAACCUCCUCCUCCUCCUCCUUCCUCUUCCUCCGCCUCCUCCUUCCUCUUCCUCCUCCUUCCUCUUCCACCUCCUCCUCCUCCUCAGGAUUGCAAUGGAGGACACAUGAGAAGGAUUUUUGGAGGCCAUGGAAACUACAGGCUGAUGGUGUGGUCGGUGAUGGUGGGCGGGCAGUCACCCCAUCCGUCGCAGCCGUAGUCGCCUCCGCCGCCUCAUUGGCCGCAAGGAUGCCGCGCGUGUCCCUCCGCCGCGGGCUGCUGUACCUGUCCGCGGCCACCACGUGCUCCCUGCUGGUGGUGACGGUGCACCAGCCCGGCGCCGCGUGGCUCAGCCCCGCCCAGCCGCCCUCGCCGCUCACGCUGCCCAGGGCUCCGCACCUCGACCACCCCGUGCUGGAGCUGGACGAGUCGGCCGACGGCAAGCCCAGCGGGGACGGCGGCGACGGGGACCGAGGCCUGCAGAGUGUCCUGGGGGCCCUGCCACCGGUGCCUCGGCCGCGCCCCCUACCUAACGUCAGCCUGAGCACCCUGCCGCCGCCCCUGCGCCCCUGGUACCUUGCCGGGGGGCUCCUCAGACCCGAGACCCCUCCCGAGGGUGACCAGUGGGCCCGCACCGCCGCGCUGUGGCCCAGCGAGGACUCCGGGGACCGCAUCGUGGACCAGCUCAUGUUCAGGCCGCCGCCGCCGCCGCAGCUCGAGGACCACCCGGACCCCGCGGCGUCAGACCGCGCGCCGCCGCCGGUGAAGAAGAUCCUCAUGUACAACGGCAUGAACUCCUGGGGCCUGAAGGCGGGGCGCGGCCAGUUCCUCAAGCUGCGCUGCCCCGUGGACACCUGCGUGCUGACCGGCAGCCGCGCGGAGCUCGCCAGCGCGGACGCCAUCCUCUUCAAGGACCACUUCUCGAUGCCGCCGCACGCGCGCGACCCUCGGCAGGUGUGGGUCAUGUUCAUGCUGGAGUGCCCGCUGCACACGCAGCACUUCACCAACCGAGACGUCUUCAACUGGACGGCCACGUACCGCCACGACUCGGACAUCGUGGCGCCCUACGAGAAGUGGGUCUACUACGACGGCGGCGUGAGGCAGCGGCCGCAGGAGGUGAGCUACGCGGCCAACAAGACCAAGCAGGUGGCGUGGUUCGUCUCGAACUGCGGCGCGCGGAACAACCGCCUGCAGUACGCCAAGGAGCUCGCCAAGUACAUCGGCGUGGACAUCUUCGGCGCCUGCGGCACCAAGCGAUGCCCGAGGUCCAACUCGGCGCGGUGCUUCGAGAUGCUGAACAAGGACUACAAGUUCUACCUCGCCUUCGAGAACUCCAACUGUAGAGACUACAUCACGGAGAAGUUCUUCGUCAACGGACUGAGGGGACUCCCGAAUCAGGAAAGCCACCACAUCCUGCCUAUCGUGAUGGGCGCGCACCCCGAGGACUACGCCCGCCAGGCCCCUGAGAAGUCCUACAUUCACGUGGACGACUUUGAGUCCCCGAAGGACCUGGCGGACUACCUGCACCUCCUGGACCAGAACGACGACCUCUAUAACGAGUACUUCAGGUGGAAGGGCACGGGUGAGUUCAUCAACACCUACUUCAUGUGCCGCCUCUGCUCCAUGCUCCAUGACGAAGGCCACCGCCAGCACUACGAGGACAUCAAUCACUGGUGGCGCGGCGCUGGGACCUGCAUCAACGGAUCGUGGCGGAAGUACGACAGGUUCAAAGUCGACGCCGAGAAGAAGAAGACGCAGUCAGGGAGCGGAUAGGUGGCGGAAGAGUGGAUCUAGGCACUCCAUGCGAUAUAUAUUGACUUUAAAUGUGGGUUUUAUGUGUGUUAAGACUUGUAUGUGGACUUGAGGUUCUAGGAAGGUUCGUAGUCAUUCCAAACACUGCUGUACGGAGGCCCUAAGUGUGUGUGUGUUCAUCGGUGCGUUUUUGUGGGUUUUGGAGGUUCCCGAGGGUGCGUUUGCGGGAAAGUGCGAGAGAGGAGACGAGAAGAAGGAUGGAGAGGGAUUGAACGAGUGAGUGUGUGUGGAAAAGUGUGAUAAUUAGAGAGAAAAAAGAUGAUUUGAAAAUGUCCCGGAAAUUAAAGAGAAAAAAAUGAAAAAGAAUUGAAAGUUUGAGAAAAAGAAGAAGAAGAAGAAUUGAAAGUCUGAGAGGAAGAAGGAAAAAAGAAGAAUGAUAAAUAUGAUGUAGAGAAAGAAGAAAAAAGAAGAUUUGAAAAUGUCCUGGAAACUAAAGAGAAAAAAAUGAAAAGGAAUUGAAAGUUUGAGAAGAAGGAGAAGAUUUGAAAGUGUGAGAGGAAUGAAGAGAAGAAGAAGAAGAAGAAUGAUAAAUAUGACAUAGAGAAAGAAAAAGAAAGAAGAAUUACAAGCAUGCCAGAACUAAAGAAGAAAAGAAAGAGGAAAAGAAUUAAAACUACAAGCAAAUCAGAAAAGAAACUUAAAGAAGAAAAAGAAUGAAUUGAAAAAGAGAUCGUUUGUUGGAAAAUACAAGAGAAUUAUAGAAAAAAAUUAAGGUGAAUUUUAAUGAAAGAGAAAUUACCUUAAAACCAUUGAAGAACAGGGCCCUUAAGGGGAACACAAGCCUGUUAUAUUAGUAAGAAAAAGCCUUCGUAAUAUAUGAAAGCAUGGGACAUUUUUAGCUCAGAGAAAGAGUAUAUACAGGCACCUUUAGAGCAUUGAAAUACAGGGCCCUUAAG
Messenger RNA from Eriocheir sinensis (Chinese mitten crab), 2837 nucleotides. RefSeq names its product glycoprotein 3-alpha-L-fucosyltransferase A-like. Gene Ontology annotation, molecular function: alpha-(1->3)-fucosyltransferase activity. NCBI's taxonomy places the organism in Eukaryota, Metazoa, Arthropoda, Malacostraca, Decapoda, Varunidae. The transcript is spliced from 6 exons. The coding region runs from base 379 to 1902 and encodes 507 amino acids. The record is from RefSeq and is a predicted model, not a curated record. Gene Ontology annotation, cellular component: membrane.